Molecule: messenger RNA, 1344 nt
Organism: Penicillium malachiteum
Lineage: Eukaryota; Fungi; Ascomycota; Eurotiomycetes; Eurotiales; Aspergillaceae
Product: Rieske [2Fe-2S] domain protein
Exons: 1
Coding region: 1-1344 (447 amino acids)
Molecular function (GO): 2 iron, 2 sulfur cluster binding
Source: RefSeq, a predicted model, not a curated record
AUGAUUAUCAACUGUGGCCCCUUGUCUGGCUUUACUCAGGCUAGAUAUGUGGUUUAUCUGUCCACCGGAAAGCGACUAGUACUAUUUCGCCUGCCGUCAAUUGACCCCUCCGCGUCAAAACCCAACGAAGUGGAUGGGUGGUCUUACUUUGCCAUGGAGGCUGAAUGUCCCCAUGCAGGAGGUCCUAUGGUGGACUCACAAAUUGAUAUUGAAGAUUCAGGAUAUGUGGCCAGCUGCCCGUGGCAUGCCUACGAUUUUAACGUGGAGACCGGUGAAUCGAGCAUCGGUAUCAAAGCCUGUACAUACCCGAUCGAUGUGCAAGGGGAAUCAGUCCUGUUGAAUUUCCCUAUUGAAGAUGAAUCAGCUGUGGAACUUGCCAAGAUUGAGCCAGUCAGCGAAAAGGUCAAAUUGAAGAAUGGACGAUCAUCACAAAAGAUUGCACCUACACCUGUGAAAGCAGUGGACCCUGGAAUGGCUCGUUAUCUGGAUGACAAGGCGACACUUUGUGACUGGGCGGUUCAUAUUUUGGAUACCGCUAACCCGGAACAUAAAAUCGAGUUGACUACUCAUCUUUUCUCAAUAUUCACCGAAAGAGAGGGAUCUGAUUCCCCUAUGGAACUUGGCAGAGGUACUGUCGCGGCGCCUGAAGAACAACCUCCUCGUGAGAAAAUGAUCGAAUUAAAGGCCGGAGCUAUGCCGAGGACAGGGAAAGGUGGUACACUGAAGAGCCGGAUUGCUAUGUUGCAUGCAUUAGCCAAUAUUGAAUUAUGGGCUAUUGACCUGGCUAUCGAUAUCUGUGUGCGAUUUGCUACGUUUCAAACCGAGAAAACCUCACAGGAGCUUCCACGAGCAUACUUUCAUGACUGGUUGAAGGUUGCAAGCGACGAGGCGAAACACUUCUCUCUUCUCAGAGCCCGUAUUGAGGAAUUGGGUUCAUAUUUCGGAGCGCUGCCUGUUCACCACACACUUUGGCUCUCCGCUCAGGAAACAGCAUACGAUCUCCGUGCCAGAAUCAGUAUCAUUGCCCUGGUUCAUGAAGCUAGAGGUCUGGACGUUAAUCCUAUGACUAUCCAAAAAUUCCGCAACUCUGGAGAUGACCCUAGUGUUGCAGCAUUGGAAAUCAUCCACCACGACGAAAUUACUCAUGUUACUACUGGCCACAGGUGGCUGACCUGGAUCUGCAAUGAAGAGGGCACCGACCCAGUGCAGGUCUUCCGUUCGAAUGUGUCGAAGCAUUUCCGAGGACCUAUCCGAGGACCAUUCAAUGAGGAAGCUCGCUUAGAAGCUGGAAUGGAUAAGCGGUGGUAUGACGAGGAAUCUCCCAGUCUCGUGGCAGCUUCCUAA